This is a messenger RNA of Mycena citricolor, 1281 nucleotides long. The record is from the annotation of a GenBank genome assembly. Lineage: Eukaryota; Fungi; Basidiomycota; Agaricomycetes; Agaricales; Mycenaceae.
CCAAAUGCAACUGGCUGGGGGCAGUUCUCCCUCGAGCGCGACAUACACCGCCCUACCGCGCACAAAGACUCCCGAUUCAGCCUGACAGGAGGUGGCACCGCCGCACUGGCGGAAACAAAACUGUUUGUAUACCUCGACCUCGAACUGGACUUGGCUCGAUCGCUACUCCACUUCCGGGCCCUUCAUCUUCGACCUGAACCAUUCGCAUGUUCAUCCCAUACCUCACUCCCAGGAGUCCCCAGAAGGGCGGCGGUGGAGCAAAGGGUGGCGGCAGCUCCUCUUCAUCCUCCUCCUCUGGCGGCAAAGGGUCGUCAUCCUCGUCUAGUUCCGGCACCGGCAAGGGAACUUCGUCGUCCUCAUCAUCGGGCAAGACAUCACCCAUCUCGUCAUCCGGCGGCGCUCGUUCUGCAACGACUUACAACUUUGGGGGCGGCAAGUCCAGCACGAUCCCUUCCGGCCAAACCUUUGCGGGGCGCUCUCAGGGCGGCGCGAAUCGAAAUCAGAUCUGGGGGACCCGAACAUACGGUAGCGGGUAUCCCGGCAUAUAUUCGCGCGGAGUCGCGGGACGCGGGUUCCCGUUCUAUUUCUGGCCUGUUGUAUGGGGCUCCGGAGCGGGAUAUACAUCUGAAAAUGCGUACUUGCAUGACGGCGAGUACGGCGAUGCAACGAACUCCUCUCGGCCCGGCGGGCCUAUGGCCAGCGCGACAUUCCAAUCAAACUCGACGGCCUCGACAUUCCACCUGAUAGCUGACAAUACGACUGUCGGGGACCUCAUCUCUGCCAUCACCUCCAACUGCUCAUCGCACCUCGUCACGCCACUUCCCACAGGUCCGACACCACUUAACUCGUCAGGCUCAGGCUAUGCACCUGAGCAAGUCGUGCAAUACUACCGUGCGAGCUCAGUGGCGCUGACACUGGACGGGUACAACAAUUCGGCGGUCUUUGCAGCCGAGAACUCGACAGCAGACACACCGCUGCCUAGUGGGAUCGAUCCGACGCUGCUGGACUGCUUGAAUUCGACCAUCGGGCAGGCGACACCUCUGAUUGACGCGGGCAUCAUGUCCCGAGGGGCAGUCCCGCCGUUUGGGCUGUUGUUGUGCUUGAUUGUUUGGGUCCAGUGGCUACUCUGAGCUGCUGCAUAUGCUCCGUCAUGCUCUGAGAAUGACAUACACGAAUGAAUGUUUUCAUGUAAUCUCUCACUACCACACAUGCUGUACUGCUUAAUUGACACAUACCCACUCGCAUAACGCAUUUGCAACCAAAUACCAGCCUCCGUUCCAA